ACGUGAGGUUCAAAUCUGAUUAUUAGUGGAAAGUGCGGAUAAUCCCUGAUGCUGCAGCAUCACCAGCGACUGUGCUUUGAUUUGAAAGCCGUGCAUGUGUUCUUCUCUGACGAGUAUCGCUGUGUGGGAAAGUUGUUGAAGAAAGCAAAUCAUUGCGUGAAGCUCUUUUCAUUAGGCAUGAAACUAAGCGGGCAGCCUCAGCUGUAAAAUCAGUGGGACGCAGUGACACUUAGCGCAUGACUAUUCUUAGCAUUGUAAUGCGAACAGCCGGCGGUUUUUCCUGAGCCUAUUGCAGCCUAAAGCAGCUACGCAAAUUGUGGUGCCUUACAAAUAGUAAACCUUUGCAAUAGUGUGUCGAAGCUAUUGGACGCCAACGUGCACCUAUCGAAGGAAAAGAACUAGAAAAGUUCCUCUCACGGUCGGAAACGUCGAACAUUAUGGUCUCCCGUGGAGAGGUUAUAAUGCGGUUUUGGCUUUUGUCGGCCCUACUGGUACUCACGCUGGUCUUGGCCAAUGGAAGGCCUCAAGACGACCAAUAUGAAGGCGAUCCACCAAAUAAUGAAGCAAACGAGUUUGCCGAGUUUGAGGAGUUUGAAGAUGACCCACAGGAAAAACAACAGUUACUUCAGCAGACGUCGCAACAACAGCAGAGAGCAAUGCCGAAGUUAGAACAAAAUGAGGUGGGCCGUCGUGGCAAAGAAGAUGAUGCCUUCGUAGAAGAUGAUGAAAUUGACAACGAUGCAGAUUUUGAUCAUUUCCAAGACUCUGAAGAAUUCGAAGGCCAUGAUCAGAGCUCGGAACGUCCACCGAUUUCUCAAGGGAGCGUGGGCGGUGCUAAUGGUGGACGAGGGAGUGACAACGAUCUUAAAAUCACUUCAGUUCCACUACAUCUCCGUGCUUCGUGGCAAAGUUACUACGCUGAGAUGCUGAUGUGUGCAGCACUUGUGAUUUAUUUUAUCAAUUUCUUAUCUGGACGAUCUAAGAAUUCUAGGCUGGCGAGUGCAUGGUUUGACAAACACGUCACACUAUUGGAGAAAAAUUUUGCUCUUGUUGGAGACGAUGGCCUUAAGGAAAUUCAGAGUGCUGGCCUUCGCAAGGAGUCCGAGCAUUGUUUUACGUUAUGGUGUUCAGGAAGGCAAUGCGUUGAAGGUAUGCUUGUUGAGCUACGACUUAUCAAGCGGCAGUGUCUUGUAGGUGUGCUAGGUCAACUAAUGCGGCCAACGUCAGACCAGAUCACUUAUAAGUUAAAACUGGAAACAAUGGACCCGUUCGUCUUCUGCAUGACAUCAAAAAAAAACGCAUCAAAGCUUACUAAGGAGAUGAUAGAUGUUCUGACAUUCUGUCCAGAUCGGAAAGGUGUACCCGACCGCGUAUUUCGCGAUCUUGGUGAAUUUUUUGCUGUUUAUUCAGAGAUUGGUGAUAUAACUCAGUCCUUUUUCCAGGAUCAGAAAUUUACGCAGCGUUUAUCAGAGUACAAGGACUGUAUUGAAAUGCUGCACGUGUCGGACCAAUGGCAAGGCCAAAAUGCACUUCGGACUGCAGAAGAAGCUAGUCAGGGAACAUUGCUGAAAAAACCAGAAACUGAACGCGUUGUUAUCCUCAAAAUUUCAGUACCUGGGAAAGGCCGUACUUCCGAAGAUCAGAUGGAGGCACUCGAGGGUUUGCUAGGAUUAGUACUCAUCGUAGCUGAUAAGGCUUCCCGCUUGCGGUUAAGCAAGGAGGGUCGGGCUAAAGCUGAUAAGAAUCGACAGAAAGUUGAAGAAACUUUCCUCAAGAACACUCAUGUGCAGAGACAGGAGUUGGCACAGCAGCGCCGUGACGAACGAAUCCGCAUGGAACGUGAGCGUAUUUUGGCUGAGGACGAUCCCGAGAAACAGCGGCGUCUCGAGCUCAGGGAACAGAAACGCCUUGCCAAGAAGACCACCCCAAAACUCAAACAGAUGAAGGUCCGCGCCAUGUAAAAAGAAAAAUGUGGAAUUACUGCAUGUAACUAUUGCAGCCAUCUGCUUCUGUGUAUGUCUUGGUUCUGGUCAACAAGCAAACUAACUGCCGCUAGAUAAUGGAAGCUAGCGCCCGCUGCCAAGCGCUUGCCGCACCUAAGCUGUUGUACGCCAGUGCCGAUUUUGGUACGCGGAUCAAUAUAAUUUUUGAAUCAAACUUGCCGACAUCAAACGAGCACUUAUUUAGCAGUAGGGAUAACAGUAGCGGCAGUAGUGAGGCACACUGAAGAACCGUGCAGACAUACUGCCUACUUGCAAUGCACGCAAUAUAAUAAAAGAAGCAAUGUGUGCGCAAGAGAGUCAAACAGUAUUUUGCCGUCGUUUUUAACAGGUUUCUGUUGUUUACCAGAAUCAGACCGAACGAAUGUUGAAGCAGUAAUAAGCAGACGGCUACAGUGGCUCUUAUAUAGUGUCGCUUAUAUAUGGAUAGAGAAAUUAUUACCAAAAACAGUAGAGCACUUUAGUGGAAAAAAUAUAUAAAAGGAUGGACACACGCUAAUUGUUGUACCUCUUUAGGAUAAAAAAAAGUCAAGAAGAAAUAUUGUCACUUCUGACAGGUGACACCUAGAAAAAUCUAAAACACGAUUUAGUAAUAUAAAGUUGUUAUUAGAAAAUGGCUUCUCGUAUAAGAGGAGAAGAAGAUCGUAAUAACUGCAAAACUGUUAAUUGGUUAGUUACACAAGGAUGUAGGGAACGUUUCAACAUUCAUAUGAUAUUAACAGUAAUUGCAAAUGUGACAAAUCGCUCAAGUAGUGAUAUUACACUAACGUGUAAGCAUGAAUGUAACGCUUAUGAUGUGUGCAAUGGGAUUUUCGUGAAAGUAGGGAUGCUAUCGCAAUUUAUGUUGGAGGUAACUAAUCUGUGAAGUUGGGACAUGUAAAGGGAAAACGCGGAGAGAAUAGAGAAUUGUAGGAGAACACAGAAUGUACACUAGACAAAUUAUGGGAGAUUAAGUCAACAAUACUGACAUUCAUGAUCAUGAUGAUAGGGUACUUUAUAUAGGAACGAAAUAAAUAAAUGUAUGUUUGUAAAAAUCAUUUGUUGUCAUUUAUAUAUGCGACAAAUAAUAAUGAUUUUAAUGCUGUUUUAUAUUUUCGUGUUAAAUUGUAAUAUAUAUUACUUAUUAUACCUAAAUGCUACACUUUUUACGAUCGGUGCGACAGGCAGUGAAGUGAUGGCAUCACCUUAAGCAUAACGAGGCUACGUAAAACUGAAAUAAUGAAGCUAAACGAGCAUCAGGACAAUCUGGACCUUCGAACUGCGAAAAUUGGGCCGCAUGAUACCGUCCAUCCUAGUUACAACCAAGGUAGAUGAGGAUUGGAUUUAAAAAAAGGGCAAAGAAGUUUCUCAAGAUCUUGCCACUAUUGAAUAGAUUAAAACAACGGCAUAAACAACGGCAUUCAGAACGCCUUAAGGAACCUGAACUCUAUCGCAGAGAGCCCGCUGGCUGUGCAUAAAAUCAAGAAUAAAUGCUUUAUUAUUUGGAAGUGAGGAUACUUUUUGCAUUAUAUGUCUUUCAUAUAAAUUAUGUGUAACAUGAAAUGUCCUUAAGAUUGAUAACAAAACUAUAAUAACUGGCGGUACUGAAGUACUGAAGUAAGGACUGGUAAAGCAGUUCAUCAGCAUAUUUCUAUUUAUUUGUGCAGUGCGUUCAUGACACGAUAUUGUUUCGGCGUAUAUGUUUUCAAAGAUAAGACAAAGAGCCAUCGAAUGAACUGAUUUCAUAUAAAGGCGGCCACAACGGUGAUACACAGGUAACAAGAAUAAACAUUAAAUCUACUAACAUAAUAACUUGAUUACUUUGCGUAGUCGGUACGUAAAAUUUCUAUUUAUUUCGAGUUUAGUUUUUUGUGUACUAUGUAGAAAUUAGAAAUUACAUAUACUUUAAAUCACACAUAUUAAGAGCUCUACAUUUUGGCUACUUUUUUAAACGCCCUUCUAAUCCAUUGGCGUGGCACUAUCUUACGAUGAGUGUUUCGACCAAUAACGACGAUUGUCAAACUUAAUAAGAGGAAUACUGCAAUAUGUGAGACUGGGUUGUUUCUGACAUGAGUACACGCAAAACGGAGCAUAUAUACUACGCGGCGAUUUUUAUUUAAUGUGACAGACAUCAGCUGUACUUUUUUAGAAUAUGGUUGACACUAUCGCUGGAAUAACGCAACGAUGCUUUCUACAAAAUAUAAGUAUUAUUUUAACGGUUUAAAACUUGAUCUAAAUUGAAAUAUUUACCAAACAAAAUUUAGCUACUGUUAAGGAAAGAUGUAGGAUAAAGACGAACGAAGAACUGACAAGUAUAAUUGAAUAUACAAAUUUGUCUUCUGCUGUGUGGUCACGAUCAUGUGACUAUAUUAAAAUAGCAGUGAUUCACAGUUCCUUGAUAUAUAUAUAUAUAAUAUUUUUUUUUUAUCUUUAUAAUCAGUUUUAUAGAAAAGACGGGGAAACGAAAAAGCCAGUGUUUUGCUAGAUUUUCUUGAGUCGAUCAUUCUGUUUUGCGAAUGUGUACUUCGACAUAUGAUGAUUUUGUGUAUAGUUCUUCUUUUCUUAAUUUAUCUUUUGACGUGUAACUCCAAACAAAAAUAGUACAAGCACUAUCACUGUUAGGCGAUACUUGUAGAAAACAAUCUUGUGGUUGAUUGGUCCACUGUAAUCGCGUAACUGGUAAAAAUGGUAAUAGCUGCUUUAACACACUACUGUAACGUACUGUAAUGAUUCUAAGAUAUCAAGUAUUAUAAAAAAAAAAAAAAAAAAAU
Molecule: messenger RNA, 4750 nt
Organism: Varroa destructor (honeybee mite)
Lineage: Eukaryota; Metazoa; Arthropoda; Arachnida; Mesostigmata; Varroidae
Product: PAT complex subunit CCDC47
Biological process (GO): endoplasmic reticulum calcium ion homeostasis
Cellular component (GO): endoplasmic reticulum
Molecular function (GO): calcium ion binding
Source: RefSeq, a predicted model, not a curated record